Molecule: messenger RNA, 4918 nt
Organism: Eubalaena glacialis (North Atlantic right whale)
Lineage: Eukaryota; Metazoa; Chordata; Mammalia; Artiodactyla; Balaenidae
Gene: GPD2
Product: glycerol-3-phosphate dehydrogenase 2
Exons: 17
Coding region: 107-2290 (727 amino acids)
Biological process (GO): glycerol-3-phosphate metabolic process
Cellular component (GO): mitochondrion; glycerol-3-phosphate dehydrogenase (FAD) complex
Molecular function (GO): calcium ion binding; glycerol-3-phosphate dehydrogenase (quinone) activity
Source: RefSeq, a predicted model, not a curated record
ACCGAGGCGCUGAUUCGGGGGAGUCAGAGACUCCGCCCAGGCCCGAGGAAACGGGCGCUUCUGCCCUCUCUCCCCUCGCGCGAGAGGAUCAAUCUAAGGCUAAGAAAUGGCAUUUCAAAAGGCAGUGAAAGGGACUGUUCUUGUUGGAGGAGGAGCUCUUGCAACUGUUCUAGGCCUUUCUCAGUUUGCUCAUUACAGAAGGAAGCAAGUGAACCUGGCCUUUGUUGAAGCAGCAGACUGCGUCUCAGAACCUGUUAACCAGGAGCCUCCUUCCAGAGAAGCUCAGAUACUGACUUUGAAAAACACGUCUGAAUUCGAUGUACUUGUCAUUGGAGGAGGAGCAACAGGAAGUGGCUGUGCCCUAGACGCAGUCACCAGAGGACUAAAAGCAGCCCUUGUAGAAAGAGAUGAUUUCUCAUCAGGCACCAGCAGCAGGAGCACUAAAUUGAUCCAUGGUGGUGUGAGGUAUCUUCAGAAGGCUCUCAUGAGGCUGGAUAUUGAGCAGUACAGGAUGGUAAAAGAAGCCCUUCAUGAGCGUGCCAACCUACUAGAAAUUGCUCCCCAUUUAUCAGCUCCGUUGCCUAUAAUGCUCCCAAUUUACAAGUGGUGGCAGUUACCUUACUACUGGGUAGGAAUCAAGCUGUAUGAUCUGGUUGCUGGAAGUAAUUGCCUGAAAAGCAGUUAUGUCCUCAGCAAAUCAAGAGCCCUUGAGCAUUUCCCAAUGCUCCAGAAGGAUAAACUGGUAGGAGCAAUUGUCUACUAUGAUGGACAACACAACGACGCACGGAUGAACCUUGCCAUUGCUCUCACUGCUGCCAGGUAUGGGGCUGCCACGGCCAAUUACAUGGAGGUCGUGAGCUUGCUCAAGAAGACAGACCCCCAGACAGGGAAAGAGCGCGUGAGCGGUGCGCGGUGCAAGGAUGUACUCACAGGGGAGGAAUUUGAUGUAAGAGCCAAGUGUGUUAUCAAUGCCACGGGACCUUUCACAGACAUCGUGCGCAGAAUGGAUGAUAAGGAUGCCGCAGCUAUCUGCCAGCCCAGUGCUGGCGUCCACAUCGUGAUGCCUGGUUAUUACAGCCCAGAGAGCAUGGGACUUCUUGACCCAGCGACCAGUGAUGGGCGAGUUAUUUUCUUCUUACCCUGGCAAAAGAUGACUAUCGCUGGCACUACCGACACUCCAACUGACAUCACACACCAUCCUAUUCCUUCCGAAGAAGACAUCAACUUCAUUUUGAAUGAAGUGCGUAACUACUUGAGUUGUGAUGUUGAAGUAAGAAGAGGGGAUGUCCUGGCAGCGUGGAGCGGUAUUCGCCCCCUUGUUACCGAUCCCAAGUCUGCAGAUACACAGUCCAUCUCCCGAAAUCACGUCGUGGAUAUCAGUGAGAGCGGCCUAAUCACUAUAGCAGGUGGAAAGUGGACAACCUAUCGAUCUAUGGCAGAAGAUACCAUAAAUGCUGCAGUCAAGACCCACAAUUUGAAAGCAGGACCAAGUAAAACAGUUGGGCUUUUCCUUCAAGGGGGCAAAGAUUGGAGCCCUACACUCUACAUCAGGCUUGUCCAGGAUUAUGGACUUGAAAGUGAGGUGGCCCAGCAUCUUGCUGCCACCUAUGGUGACAAGGCUUUUGAGGUGGCCAAAAUGGCAAGUGUGACGGGAAAGCGGUGGCCCAUUGUUGGGGUGCGACUUGUGUCAGAAUUUCCGUACAUUGAAGCAGAGGUGAAAUAUGGGAUUAAGGAGUAUGCCUGCACUGCAGUGGAUAUGAUUUCACGUCGUACUCGCCUGGCCUUUCUAAAUGUCCAGGCAGCAGAGGAGGCCCUACCCAGGAUUGUUGAACUGAUGGGCAGAGAACUGAGCUGGGGUGAUUCUAAAAAAAAGGAAGAACUUGAAACAGCCAAGAAGUUUCUGUAUUAUGAAAUGGGCUAUAAAUCUCGAUCAGAACAGUUAACAGAUCACUCUGAAAUUAGCCUACUGCCUUCAGACAUUGACAGGUACAAGAAGAGAUUUCAUAAGUUUGAUGCAGACCAAAAAGGCUUUAUUACCACUGUUGAUGUUCAGCGUGUAUUAGAGAGUAUCAGUGUCCAAAUGGAUGAAAAUACACUACAUGAAAUUCUGAAUGAAGUAGAUUUGAAUAAAAACGGACAGGUUGAACUCAAUGAAUUUUUGCAGCUGAUGAGUGCUGUUCAAAAAGGAAGGGUGUCUGGAAGCCGGCUUGCUAUACUCAUGAAAACUGCAGAGGAGAACCUCGACAGAAGAGUUCCCAUCCCCGUGGACCGAAGCUGUGGAGGACUGUGAGUCUGAGCAGUAAAUCCACAGCCAGCAAACACAGGAACAACAAACCAUCAUGUAACAAACCAGAGAUGACUUACACCAUCUAAAAUCGCGGAUGUGGAUAGCUGCCUUGUUUUAACACUGGGAAACGUUCCAAAGCUUUAGGAUGUCAAUGUAUACCCUUUAAUUUGUAUUUGCCAUUCAAUCAAGCUUCUUAAAAGUGUAUUUUAUCUUUUUUUUUCUCAUUUUCAAUGCGCACUGGUUUAAUGUUUUGCAUUUAUUUUGUGACCUGUUAGACUGGACAUGCUCCCUUUUUGUGUGUUUAUUCAUUUAUUCUAAGUCAGUUUUAGAGGCAGAAUAUUUUGGCAGAAAUUGAAAAAAGAAGCUGGAAACAUUUCAUGAUUUGCACAAAGCUCUGGACAUUAAGCUUGUUGAUAGUAUUUGUUCUUAAAAGAAAUUGAGUGGGGUGGGACCUAUUAAAACGAUAGUGUUUCUGGAGACCCCCUCAGCCCCUUCUUCCUCCAGCUUGUCUGCCUUCCUCAUCCAGACUUUAUAUCUAGAGCGUGACUGGCAAAACUGGAGAAGGAAGAAAAAGUUUAGAUCUGGUUAUAGGAGCAAACCUCAGAGAAACUCUGAAAGCUUCCAGAAUCACAGGUACAAGAUAUAAGGAUAGCAUUGACAUUUGCUGGGAGUUACAGUGAUAGUUUCAUCUCAGCAAUUCAUUUUUUUUCCCCAGUCACUGCUGGUUUUUCUUUGACUAUUACAGUUGCCAGGAAGAUCCUUGCUUUUCUUACUUUAAAACCAGCAUUUAAGUGGCAAGUUGGAUACAUUGGGAUGGGACUAAAUUUCUCAAAUCUUUACAGUAGUAAUAAAUUUAAGGAUUAAAAACCUGUGUUUAUAUGUCCACAUAUUAUAGCACAAUUUUCAAUCCCCAAACCCUAGAUCUUGGAGCAUGUGAUACUGUCAAACAUGACCGAUUUUGCUCAGGUUAUUGCAUCAUUUGGGGGAGUAUUUGUAAACGGAUAGUAAAAGAGGAUAGAAAUAGCCUUUAGUUAACUUUAGUUACAAUUAUUUAUAAAGAGCCACAAAAUUGCAGUGUUCAAGGUCAUUUUAAUUGCUUAAAGCCUUUCUCCUUCUGUACUCAAAAGAAAAGUUCUCAAUCAACCAAAAAGAAAAAGAGAAAACCACGCUCAACACACACACACGCAUUCCCCCAUCACACACAUACACACUCACAGAAAGACAAAACAAGACAAAAAAAUCAAUCUGCCCAUACCACUCUCUAUAUACUACCAAAUGUGAAAUAGAUAGCUAGUGGGAAGCAGCCGCAUAGCACAGGGAGAUCAGCUCAGUGCUUUGUGACCACCUAGAGGGGUGGGAUAGGGAGGGUGGAGGGAGACGCAAGAGGGAGGAGAUAUGGGGAUAUAUGUAUAUGUAUAGCUGAUUCACUUCGUUAUAAAGCAGAAACUAACACACCAUUGUAAAGCAAUUUUAUUCCAAUAAAAAUGUUAAAAAAAAUCAAUCUGCCCAGAAUUUAGUAAAUACGUAAUAUACUGAAUUUAAAGGGCCAAUUUGGUAUGCUUUUACAAUAGUUUGGUGGCAUUUUAGCCAGUCAUCUGAAUGUUUAUUCAUUGUGCUUCCUCUUGUGAAGUUAACUACCUACUUUUUUUUUUUUUUAAGAUCACGUUGUGUAUGACAUAGGAAAUGUGACCCUUUAUUUAAUGUCAGGUUUUCAUUGUGCAGACUCGAGACCUUAAUUUUUCAGACUGGUACAUAAACACUUUUGUGCUAUUAUUUCUAUAUAUGUCAACAUUGUAGAAUAUCUUUAUGCCUCAUUCACGUGGGGUAUGAGCCUGUCUGCCAUAAUAUACACACUGGAGGUUCACUCACCUAAGCCCCUACCUCUACCUCUGAAAUAAACAGUGAAGAUAGCACCUUAACUCAUUUUGCUUUUAAAUGAAGUUUAGACUUGCCACUUCCUAAAGGAAAACCUAAAACAGAGAAAGUGACCUCCCAGGUAUCACUGUGAAGUUUUUUCUUUUAAGGUGUGAAUUUUUUUUUUACACUGGUUUCUUCCUUCCUUUCUUCCUUCCUUCCUUCCUCCCUCCCUCCCUCCCUUCCUUCCUGUCUUUCUUUCUUUUUUAAUAAUAGAAGCACGUGGCUUUGUAACAGUGUUUUUCUAUCAAGACACUAACUUCACUGUUUAGAGCCCAGUGACCCUUCAUAGAUAGAAGAGCUGGCCUUUAAAACAUCAGAGACGAUGUACCACAGUAUUGUACAUUUGUGCUCUCUCUCUUUCUCUGUCUCCUUUUCUAGUUAAAUCAAGACAGCGAUGACUUGUAUCCUCCCUGAAUCCAUUACAGUAGGGACCAGGCUUAUCACCUGACUGGCCUGGGCAGAGCUGUAUUUCAAAAGAGGCCUUGUUUCUGCAUGCUUUGUUAUGAGUGAAGUUCCUUUAAGGACAAAGAAAAACGCACUUUUCUUCUUUUGAGCAUAUCUGCUUUUGCUUAAAAUCUGCUAAUUCUAAAACAUACGCUCCUUCACCAAUCCCAGAGACUCAUCUUGGAAACGAGCUGGUUCCAAGUCUUUACUGUGAAUAAAGCACCCCUGCAUUUUUGUGUAAGUUCUUAAUUAAACCUGUACAGCUUCUUU